Candidozyma pseudohaemuli is the source of this 1197-nucleotide messenger RNA. RefSeq lists its product as uncharacterized. The transcript is spliced from 3 exons. Gene Ontology annotation, biological process: fungal-type cell wall organization. The record is from RefSeq and is a predicted model, not a curated record. Bases 1 to 1197 code for a protein of 398 amino acids. Gene Ontology annotation, cellular component: plasma membrane; fungal-type cell wall. Lineage: Eukaryota; Fungi; Ascomycota; Pichiomycetes; Serinales; Metschnikowiaceae.
AUGUUAUUCUUCCCGCCUCUCACCAUAUCUUUACUAGCCGUGGCUUCGGGCUUUCGUCUCUUUGAUGGCCAAGUGAUCAACCAACCUGCCCGGGCCCGUCGUGAUCUUGACGAGAACAACUCUCUGGCUGUUUUGCAGCCGGGUCCUCCGACGCUAAUGAGGCCACAAAACCUUCGUAAAUGUGCUCUGGAGCAAUACACCAUCCUGUCUUUGGGCGACUUGAACCAGAUCCUUGGUUGUGACGAGAUCCAGGGUGACAUUGUGGUGACCAACUUCGACGAUGCCAUGUUGAAGCUCGAGGAGUUGAGAUUUGUCGACGGUCUGUUGGAGGUAAAAAACUCGCCUGCUCUUGUUCGUUUGGAAAUGCCCAUGUUGCAGCUGAUCUCUGGUGAGUUUAAGUUGCAAGAGUUGACGUCUUUGGGCUUUCUCCAGGUACCCAGCUUGACUGCUGUAAGAGAGAUUCAGUGGAAUGUUCUUCCUAUUUUGAGCGCAGCAGACAUAAACUGGGAAAGAAUCCAUAACUUGUCAAGUGUGCUUAUCUCGGAUACCUCUCUCAGCUACAUUAUAGGUAUCAACUCGGAGAAGAUGGAGCAGCUCAACAUCAACAACAACCGGUUUUUGGAGUCGGUCAGUUCCGACGUGGAAUCUGUUACAGAUAUGCUCCACAUUGCCGCCAAUGGCGACCACAUCAACGUCGACUUGCCCCACCUUCACUCUACCAAAAACUUGAGUAUUCACAAUGUGGACCAACUCGACCUCGGAGAGCUCCACGAGUGCAAGGGACUGAUGAGUUUGAACAAAAACCACUUGCAUUCUGCAAAAUUUCCCAAGUUGAGCAGGGUAGCGGGCACUUUGUCGUUGGUGGACAACAAAGAGUUAUCCGAAGUACUGUUUGACAAGCUCAAAGAGAUCGAUGGCGGUUUGGUGCUUGCGAACAACACUCAAUUGACCAAGAUCGACUUCUUUCCCGAGCUCACCACAAUAAGCGGAGCACUUGAGUUGGUCGGGCCAAUCAAAGAGGUCGAAGCUCCCAACCUCAAGUUGAUCAGAGGAAGUGCAAAGAUAAAGUCGACCGAUGAAUCGUUUGAUUGUUUGGCCUGGUCUAAGAGCGGCAUCAGUUCUGUCAUUCGUGGUGGCAAGAAUGAAUGCACUAACUCCCAGAACCAGAACUACUCUGCUGGCCAUGGUUGUGAAUGA